This is a messenger RNA of Scleropages formosus (Asian bonytongue), 936 nucleotides long. RefSeq names its product phospholipase A2-like. The coding region runs from base 315 to 797 and encodes 160 amino acids. Gene Ontology annotation, molecular function: phospholipid binding; calcium ion binding. The transcript has 4 exons. Gene Ontology annotation, biological process: lipid catabolic process; arachidonate secretion; phospholipid metabolic process. The record is from RefSeq and is a predicted model, not a curated record. Lineage: Eukaryota; Metazoa; Chordata; Actinopteri; Osteoglossiformes; Osteoglossidae.
AUAUAAUUGUUUGCGUGUAAGCUCAUGCUUACACCAUAUCCCAUAAGAUUUGUACCCGAAUUUUGGCUACAUGCAUUGUGUCAGUCCCACAGUCUCCAGGUAAAUGGAGAUUCCAGUUUAUUUCUCUUCAAAAAGGUUGAAAAUGGCAAAAACAUAAUAAAAGGAAGCCCUGGUACUGUGUGCUUCUGUAUGAUGACUGUGCUGGAAGGGGAGGGCCGUGUUUUGCUCUAAUGACACCCCACUGAAGUGAUGCUCAGAAGUCUGAAGUCACGCUGUAUAAAAGAAGCUCUCAUCAGUCACAGCUUAGUCCCUCCAUGACCUUCCCUGCAAGAGCAAUGUCCAGGUGCCAUCUCCUGAUACUGCUGUUCUCUGUAUCCACAGCCUCCCUCACCCCUCACACAUCGCUGAGGUCUAAACGGGGCCUGCUGGAGCUCGAUGGCGUCAUCAAGUGCAGCACAGGGAGGUCUUCCAUGGCCUACAUCAUGUAUGGCUGCUACUGUGGCCUGGGGGGGCAGGGCUGGCCAAGGGACAAGGCAGACUGGUGCUGUCACAAACAUGACUGCUGCUAUGAAAAAGCAGAGAUUGCAGGUUGCAUACCCAAGUCAAACAAGUAUCCGUGGGCAUGUGACAGCAGGUCGACCAACUGUGAACUGGUGAAGGACAAGUGUGAAAAAAUACUCUGCAAAUGCGACAGGGAGGUAGCUAGGUGCUUACGAAAAGCACCAUUCAUACCAAAAUACAUGGUAUGGCCAGACUUCCUCUGUGGAUAUGAAUUUCCAACAUGUAACCAUCACUGAGUCACAACAUAAUUCAGUUACCACUGUCUUGCAGUACUACUUUCUGUAAUAGAAUGAAUUUCAAUGUCUUGUAGCUCCUGAUCAGACAGGGAGGAACAAAAUGCUUUGCAUUCUUUUACUACUGGUAACCACUUGUUAA